CACUACUAAAAGCAAAAUAAGAAGAGCAUACAGGCUAUCCACGUCGGAUUUUUUAUUUGGCCAAUCAGGUUCUUUUUUUUUUACACGUCAGACUCGGGUUUGCCUUUUGCCCGAAGUCGAGUAAGAGAUUUCGUGGGCUUCUGAUUUCUCUUUGGGCUUUAAGUUUGAUUCGGGCUUCUUUGUGUUUUUUGUGUAUCGCGAGGAGAAUCAUUUAGGUGAGCCGACAUCUAAACGAGAAGCUUCUCCUCACCAUUACCGCUUCGUGUUCUUCGAUCAAAAAGAGAACCGUAGAUUCCAUCGAUUCAAUCCUAAGCUAUCAAUAGUUCCGUUUCGAUCAAUCAAUACCCCUUCAUUAUGAUUUCUUUUCACCUCCCUCUUUUCCUCCUCUUAUAUAAUUGAUCUUCCUUCUCCGUAGAAUGCAAAACCCUAGAAAAACUCAGAUCUCAAGAUAUGGCGAUGAAACGAAAUGGAAAGUCUCCUGCGUCUUCCGAGUCUGACGAAUCAGUGAUGUUCUUCAGAGAUGUCUCUCUCGGUCCCCAUGAAACCCGGUUGCGAUUCCGACUCAUCCAUUUCUGGGAGGCUCAGAACCCGGUGAAGAAGACCCUUAUUGGUCUGGAAAUGCUUCUCAUCGACGAGCAGGGAACUGUCAUUCAAGGAUUCAUCCCACCAGGUCGUAUUAAGAAAUACCUGCCUGAGAUGAAGCGAGGUUCAGUUUACGAACUCAUCAACUUCUACGGAUCGAAGAACAAACCGAUGUAUCGGGUUGCUGAUCAUAUCGCAACCGUGUCCUUCGCAUGGAACUCUGAGUUGUCGGUUCUUCACGACAUUCCAAUCCCUUUUGAUGAAGACCGUUUCAGGAUGCAUUCGUAUGAGGAUUUUGAGGCCAACUGUGAUCUCAAAGGUGACCUCUACGAUGUUCUUGGCCACAUGAAGCUGGUUGAUGGACAGGCUCUUACCGAGCGUCCCACCAUUGAUGAAGCGAAGCUCGCUACCACUCGGCACAUUAUGGUUCACGUGCAAUCACAUGAAGGACCUGUUAUGAAGCUUUACCUCUGGGACCAGGCAGCAACGGACUUCUGCAAGAAGUUUAAGUCCUAUGAAAACACUCCCACAGUUCUUUUGGUCACAGCUGUUAACACUAAACGUCUCGGAGGUAACCUGGCACUGAGUUCUAUGUCUCCCACACGGGUUUUCAUGGACUAUGAUGUGCAACCAACAAUUGAUUACUUCGCGUGGCUCUCCUCGAACCCAGAGAUUGCUAAGCAGGUUAGUGCAGAGGUGGUCACUAAGCGGGAGACGAUGACCAUAUCUGACAUCUUCUCCUACAUGACUCUGGAAUCUGCAAAGGAUGCCUUUUUUGAGUGCACUGCCACGAUUGAUGAUGUGGUUCAUGGAUCUGCUUGGUACUAUAUUGCAUGCACUGGGUGUCAUAGUAAGGCUACCAAAGGCGCAAAUUCAUUGAUUUGCACGAACCCAAGAUGUGUGAAGGAUACCACAGCUGGAGUUGCACAGUACCGUGCAAAGAUUUCGGUCUAUGACAGCAGUGAACAAGGUUUCUUUGUCCUGCUUGGUGAUGCUGGUUUUCAGUUGACUGGGAGGCAUGCAUCUGAGUUGGUCAGCAGCUACUUUGAGGCCAAUAAAGACAAAGGUCCUGACCAUGAAGUGCCUGUCCCGGAAGCUCUGAUCAGCAUAGUCGGACAGACCCAUAAGUUCUGUGUAAAAGUUACAGACCACAACUUCUCUGGCAACACCCGAGCAAUCACUGUGACCAAGAUCCUCCCUCCGGAGACAUCAUCACCCACAAAAGGCUCCGUUGAUAACGCUAUUGCUGCAACAUCCAUGGAAGCAGUGCAGACUGGAAGUGAAGUGUGUGGGCCUUCAAAAAGCCGUGGAGAUUCUGCAGAUGAAGAGAGUAAGAGAACGUUUGACAGUGUUGAUCCAGAGAAAGUCAAACGGGCAAGGUGUGAGAAAUAAUGAUUCAGUUCGAUAAUUCUUAAGUCUUUGCAUUGAACUUCAAGUACUAUGUUGGUUUUUGCAAGUUUGCUUCAGUUUGGUACUAUUUUGGUUUUUAACAACACUUUGCUUUGUUUCUUUUCAUUUCAAACUUUGGAUUUUAAUCGAUUAAACUAUCCUUCCUAUAUAGUUUACUCAGAUCAAUUGUUUUCAUGUUUAAAUUCCUUUAUAUACACCAACUGAUUUGGCCUCAUCAAUAUCUUGCUAGACUUAUUUAUUUCCAUAAUCCAUACACAAUUUGAACUCCACGUAGCCAUCACACACGCAUAUCACACAGCAUGAAGAUUUUAGAAUAUUUUACAUUUAUGAAAUUUCUUAAAAUCCCAUAUUCCUUAUGAUCCUAUAUUUAUGUUAAAACCAAGCUAAAUAGGAAAGUAAUAAAUUCUCCUUAAGAAAGUUUGCUUCGGACAUUAUAAUCCCAUAUUACUUAUGAUCCUUAGGAAGGAAAAAAGACAGAAAAUCAAACUCUCCCAAUUAUUCACUUGCGUUAGAAAGAAGGAGACUCGAGAAAGACAAAGACCUCAUCUGUUUCUUCUACACUUCCAAGCAAUAUUCGUCUGGAACAAGUUGGUGGUGCGGAUCUCUGUUUUACCGGUAUGGAUAGCCUCCCCAAUAAUCAGCCCAUUGAAGUGUCAGGUAAAUACCAAAUCCCUGCAUGAUUCUCUUAAACAAAAGAAAAUUAGAAGCAUCCCGUAGCGUUUAUAAUUAUUUUUUACCAAUGAGUAUGAAUAUCCAAACUAUAUUUAACCACAAGUUGGUUUGGAUGGCAGUUCUACUCAUUCGGCAUAGAAAGUUGCAAAGCAACAUUAUAAUUCAAAUUUUUUAUAUAAGAACUAUCCAGAACGUUUUAUAAGACUAAAUAAAUAAUACAAUGUCAUCCUUAUAAUUUUUUACGUUUUUUACUACGUUGGAAUUAUUCCUUAUGAAUAGAAGGGAUGAUUCUAUAGUCAAUGAUAUAUAGUGGCUAUGUAAAUCACGUUUUGUAAAAAACCAGUAUAUUGUAUGCUAAGUUGCUUCGUCUAUACAGACAAGCUUUAAUUAUAUAUAUACUUAAAUAUCACGAAUGUUAAUUUCAAUUUUUCACGAAAAUAGUAUAUAUAUUAGUUUCCCAGUCUUCACAGCGAUAUGUCUCGAGUUUUUUUUUUAGUUUGAGUUUUAAGGACUUGAAAGUUAUAUAUAUAUAUAUAUAUAUAUUUAACUUACAUCAAAAGUAAUAUACAAAUACUGUGUUUCAGUGCCGUGCGAAGGUUUUUGGAGGCCCGAGGCGAGUUAAAUAAAUUUUACAUGAUUUUUUUUUUUGAAAAUAUUUUUAUUUAAAUUCGAAUUAUAUAAAGUUUUUUUUUUGAAAAAACAUAUAUAUAUAUAUAUAUAUAACACUAAAAAGUUUUGAUAUAUUACCUUAACAUUUUCUAAAUUUUUAUAAACUAAAAACCAAACUAUAAAUUUUUAGCGUUUUGGAUUGAAAUGUUGGUCGCUGUUAAAAAUUUUAAUAUUAGCAUUUAAAUUAAAUACAAUAAACUAUAUAUUCAAAAUAUUAUAAAUUUUUAAUCAAAUUCUAUAAAUAUAUAAAAUAAAUUUAACUCAUAAUAUAUACAAAGAAGACAAAUAUGGAUCAAAUAUUUAUAGUUAAUUUGAAAUAGAAUCUUUAUAGUUUUAUAUAAAAUAUUGUAAAAUUGAUCACAAAUUAGUUAUUUUAAACACAAGUCAAAUUUAGAAUCAAAUAAUAAUAAAAAUCUAACUAAAAAAAUACAUUAAAUAUCAAGUAAUUUUUUUUUUUUGUAAUUAGGGGCCCUAAAUAUUUUACAAAAUUUGGGGGCCGUAGGCGAAUGCCUUUUUAAAUCCAUGUGUGUAAUAAAUAUAGUUAGAAAUUCAUGUACCUUAUUACAAUUUUUAAAUCGAAUGUUUUUUAGUGACAUCUUCAAUGCAACACAUUCCCCAAAGAAUCCACGAACUUCAAGAAGGGGUUUCAGUGCGUCCUAUCAUAGUAUGUAUAAGAAAUGUUUGGGACAUCAAAAAACACCAAAUAGAUAAUACUCGAACUUCCAUCGGCUUCCUGUGCUACGACCACCACGUAAGCCUUUUCUAAACUUCUAUAUAUAUAUAUAUAUAUAUAUAUGUUUUCCAAUCCACCAUAUUUGAUUUAAAUAACUCACUGCUUACUUAAUUGGAUUGGCACACCAAAAUUUGAUCACACCCAGGGACAACUAUUAGAAGGUCGGGUCACCGGAGACAUUCAGCCAGAUGAUCCAAAAAACUUAACCGAAGGAGAUACAUAUGAGUUCUCGAGAUUUUCUGUCAUACAUAAUUCCCGACAACGGAAACUCACCCAACUGCCUUACAAUAUUCAGAUCAACCAAAAGACAAUAGCAUUGAAUGUUACACUCGAUUGUCCGAUAUUUCCAGUUCACAGUUUAUCUCCUCAGAAAUACAGAAAUCUAUUGCGGUUGGCCAUUUUGCCCACACACUUACCAGGUAAAUAUGUCAUCCCAGUAUUAAUUAAACAAAUAUGUAUAUUUAUUCUAAAAUAAAUGUGCAGAUGUCGUCGGACAGAUAGUCAUAAUACAAAAAAUAAAACCUCACCACCCGGAACUCAAUAUUGAUGCCACGAUUGGCCUACGGCUGAACAGGUUAGUUUAACACAAUAGUUAACAACAGAAUAAUUAUUAUCUUCAUACCACAUCUCUAUCUCAGGUCAACGAUCGUCAAACUCAUAUUGUGCGACAAGCAAGCAGCAGAUUUUAGCAUCCUAUAAAGUAAGAAAGAUAGAAAAUUUAAAGUUAUGAUCGUCACAAGCUUAAUUCCUAAACUAAUCCAAGGUAAAUAAUUCUAUAUAACACAUCAAAAAAUCAUACAUAUAUAAUUUUUUUAUUUAACAGCAUAAGAAUAAUAUCCAAUAUUUUGCAGGCAAACUUAUACUCCGUUCAACACCAGCAACAAUUUUCUACUUCAACAAAUCAAUUGAUUACAUAAAGCAUUUCAAAAGGCGAAUAAGGGAUUACGCAAAAACAUGCAGCACGGAGUGACCCUAUUUCAUGCAUCAUUCGGAUUAUUAUUCUCUCUCUCACAAAUUUGAUACCUAGAUUUAUUUUCAUAUAAAAUUGUUUUAUGAUUCCUUUCCUUUAAAACCCUACUUCUAUAUAAUACUUAAAAAAGGCGAUGUCUAGAUGUGAUUGAGCAAGAAGAAAGAAUAAUAGAUGAUGAAAUUUCAAAUAGAUUUUAAAGACCUUUAAUUUAUGUAAUAUUACAAAACUCCAAAUUCGUUUAUUACAAUAAAAAUUUUACCAACAUAUAUAUUAAAAUAAUAUUCUGAAACGAUAUUCAACUGUAAGUUUUCAACAAUUACACGUUUAAAAAAUAUUAUUAAGUAUGCUUCGUUUUUUGAAAAUUGGGUGUUUAUAUAUUAAAUAGGUUAUUGGAAUACUUUUUCUUUUGCUGAAUUUAUUCGAAAUAAGACUCCGACCUUUUGAAAUAAGAGAAUUUAUGUUAUAUACAUAAAUUCAGGACAAAACUCUAAAAUUUAUGUUAACGAUUAUCGAGGAUCAGGUGCUAACAACCGUCACACUCCAAGAUCAUAUUGCCCUGAUUGCUAAUUUAUUAUAAUGUAGAGCACCUACAAAAAUUGUACUAAUAAUCACUAUUUUAUAUGCUAUGUAUCAAGAUUUAACAUGAUGGAAUCUUAAUCUAAAAGGCUAUGCGAAGAUAUCAAAUAUUAUUUUAA
Messenger RNA from Brassica napus (rape), 5731 nucleotides. RefSeq lists its product as uncharacterized. The record is from RefSeq and is a predicted model, not a curated record. The transcript has 9 exons. Gene Ontology annotation, biological process: DNA replication; DNA repair; DNA recombination. Gene Ontology annotation, molecular function: DNA binding. Bases 451 to 1974 code for a protein of 507 amino acids. Lineage: Eukaryota; Viridiplantae; Streptophyta; Magnoliopsida; Brassicales; Brassicaceae. Gene Ontology annotation, cellular component: nucleus.